AGUAAUAGAGAGAAAUAGAGAUAGAGCGAGAGAGAGAAAGAGAGAUAAUAUAGAGAAGAGAUUUGGCUAGAAAAUAUGUCUACAGCAAUGCGAACAACUUUGCAACCAGUUCCUGAAGCCCUGCCCGCAGAGAAUGUCUCAAAUGGGACGGCGACUGCGACGGCUGCAACGCCAACGUCGACGUCGACGGCAUCAAAUGCCACAACGACAGCCGCUGCUAGCACAACAACGUACACAACAAACACAAUCAGUAGCUCGGCGCAUUCUGUAAAGGAUCAGCAGCAGCAGCAGCAGCAUGACUCAGCCAAUGCCAACAUUGUCUCACUGCCACAACCACCAACACCAGCAACACCAGCCGCAACAGCAGCAUCAACAGCAACAACAACAGCAGCAACCACAGCGGCGGCAGCGGCGUCAGCAACAGCAGCUGGAAAUACGACAAUGUUGCCAAUCUCAUCCUCGAAUUCAGCCAGCAGUAGCAAUAAUACAACCACAAGCACACCUGUGGCAGCAGCAGCAGCAGCGGCAGCGGCAACAGUAACAAAUGCCGCACCACCAACGACAGCAAACACAAACCACGCGUCGCACCACCAGCACAGCCAUCAGCAUCAUCAUCAUGUCGCCAACAAUAUGGCCACAGACGGUGGACGACUAUCGAGCAAUAAUGCCAGCACAGUCAACAGUGGUCCACCACCAGCAUCAUCAUCAGCGAUCAAUCACCAUCAUCAUCAUCCACCGGGCGGUGGUGUCGGCGGCGUUGGGGGCGGUGUGGGUGGUGUCGGCGCCAGUUCCGUCAACAAGAAUGUUCUCAGCACACACUCGGCGCAUGCAUCUGCCAUCAAACAGCGAACAUCAUCAGCUAAGAUAAUCCCAUUAAAAAGAAAAAAUAUGAAAAACUCGAUUGCUCUCCAUAUCCAGCAAUAUAUCACAAAAUUUAUGCAUAUAAAUAUUAUUUUUGUUCAUUAGGAAUACGUUAAUACG
Messenger RNA from Drosophila navojoa, 981 nucleotides. RefSeq lists its product as uncharacterized. The record is from RefSeq and is a predicted model, not a curated record. Lineage: Eukaryota; Metazoa; Arthropoda; Insecta; Diptera; Drosophilidae.